Messenger RNA from Mesocricetus auratus (golden hamster), 9522 nucleotides. It is a transcript of the gene Polq, whose product is annotated as DNA polymerase theta. The record is from RefSeq and is a predicted model, not a curated record. The coding region runs from base 127 to 7833 and encodes 2568 amino acids. Lineage: Eukaryota; Metazoa; Chordata; Mammalia; Rodentia; Cricetidae. The transcript is spliced from 30 exons. Gene Ontology annotation, molecular function: DNA-directed DNA polymerase activity; DNA binding; ATP binding. Gene Ontology annotation, biological process: DNA-templated DNA replication; double-strand break repair via alternative nonhomologous end joining.
AGGACUGAAUUUGAAGGCCGAGGCGGGAAGAUGGUGGUCGCGACUGUCACCAGGCUGUGGUUCUCCGGCAUGGGAGGCCUCUGGGACUGUGUGGUGCCCUGAACAACCGAGAGGAGUUUGUUUGCAAUGAGUCUUCCGCGCCGGAGUGGGAAACGGCGGCGUUCAGCGUCCGGCUCCGACUCGUUCUCGGGAGACGGUGAUAGCUAUGUCAGCCCUCAGCUGCCGUCUAGGCCGGUUCUGAGUCCACCUCCGGCGCUGGGACGCCGCCUGAGAGCCUCAGGUGCAGGGACAUGCAAGCAAAGAGUUUCUGAUGACCAGAUAGACCAACUGCUAUUGGCAAAUUGGGGACUUCCUGAAGCAGUUUUGGAGAAAUACCAUAGUUUUGGUGUAAAGAAGAUGUUCGAAUGGCAGGCAGAGUGUCUUUUGCUUGGACAAGUCCUGGAAGGAAAGAAUCUAGUUUAUUCAGCUCCUACAAGUGCUGGGAAGACUCUGGUUGCAGAGUUACUUAUUUUGAAGCGGGUUUUGGAAAUGCGGAAGAAAGCUUUGUUUAUUCUGCCCUUUGUAUCUGUGGCUAAAGAGAAGAAGUACUACCUCCAGAGUCUGUUUCAGGAAGUAGGAAUAAAAGUAGAUGGCUACAUGGGCAGCACCUCACCUCCUGGACGCUUUUCCUCCUUGGACAUUGCUGUUUGCACUAUCGAGAGAGCCAAUGGGCUGGUCAAUCGCCUCAUUGAGGAAAAUAAGAUGGAUUUGUUAGGAAUGGUGGUUGUGGAUGAAUUACACAUGCUGGGGGACUCUCAUCGAGGAUAUCUUUUGGAACUUUUACUGACCAAGAUUUGCUAUGUUACUCGGAAAUCAACAAUGUGCCAGGCAGAUUCAGCCCGUGCUUUGUGUAAUGCUGUGCAGAUUGUUGGCAUGAGUGCUACUCUUCCUAAUUUGCAGCUCAUAGCUUCCUGGUUGAAUGCUGAACUUUACCAUACUGACUUUCGCCCUGUACCACUUUUGGAAUCAAUAAAAAUAGGAAAUUCCAUAUAUGACUCUUCAAUGAAGCUUGUAAGAGAAUUCCAUCCUGUGCUCAAAGUAAAGGGAGAUGAAGAUCACAUUGUUAGUUUAUGUUAUGAGACUGUUUGUGAUAACCAUUCAGUAUUACUCUUUUGUCCAUCGAAAAAAUGGUGUGAAAAGGUAGCAGAUAUCAUUGCUCGAGAGUUUUAUAAUCUACACCAUCAACCCGAGAGAUUAGUAAAAUCAUCUGAAUUUCCACCAGUGAAUCUAGACCAAAAGAGCCUUCUGGAAGUGAUGGAUCAGCUAAAACGUUCGCCUUCAGGACUAGAUUCUGUAUUGAAGAACACUGUGCCAUGGGGGGUAGCAUUUCAUCAUGCAGGUCUUACUUUUGAGGAGAGAGAUAUCAUCGAAGGAGCCUUCCGUCAAGGUCUUAUUCGGGUCUUGGCAGCAACGUCUACUCUUUCUUCUGGAGUGAAUCUUCCUGCUCGCCGGGUGAUUAUUCGCACUCCCGUUUUCGGUGGCCAGACUUUAGAUAUUCUCACUUAUAAGCAGAUGGUUGGCCGUGCUGGCAGGAAAGGAGUAGACACAAUGGGUGAAAGUAUCUUAGUUUGUAAGCCCUCUGAGAAAUCAAAAGGCAUUGCUCUGCUUCGAGGAUCUCUGGAACCUGUGCACAGCUGUCUGCAGAGACAAGGAGAAGUCACUGCCAGUAUGAUACGAGCGAUUCUGGAGAUAAUCGUUGGUGGAGUGGCAAGUACAUCACAAGAUGUGCAGACUUAUGCCUCCUGCACAUUCUUGGCUGCUGCUGUAAAGGAAGGGAACCAGGGGAUUCAGAGAAAUCAAGAUGAUGUUCAGCUUGGAGCAAUUGAUGCCUGUGUGACAUGGCUAUUAGAAAAUGAGUUCAUCCAGGAGGCAGAGCCCAGUGAUGGCUCAGGAGGAAAGGUGUAUCACCCUACACAUCUUGGAUCGGCUACUCUUUCUUCCUCACUCUCUCCAACUGAUACCCUAGACAUUUUUGCUGACCUCCAAAGAGCAAUGAAAGGUUUUGUUUUAGAGAAUGACCUUCAUAUUGUCUACUUGGUUACACCUGUGUUUGAAGACUGGACUGGCAUUGAUUGGUAUAGAUUUUUCUGUUUAUGGGAAAAAUUGCCCACUUCUAUGAAAAGAGUAGCAGAACUGGUUGGAGUUGAGGAAGGGUUCUUGGCUCGCUGUGUGAAAGGAAAAGUGGUAGCCAGAACUGAGAGACAGCAUCGACAAAUGGCCAUCCAUAAAAGGUUUUUCACAAGUCUUGUGUUAUUGGAUUUAAUAAGUGAAAUUCCCUUAAAGGAAAUUAAUCAGAAAUAUGGAUGUAAUCGUGGCCAGAUUCAAUCUUUGCAACAGUCGGCUGCUGUUUAUGCAGGAAUGAUUACAGUGUUUUCCAACCGUCUGGGCUGGCACAACAUGGAACUACUACUUUCCCAGUUUCAGAAGCGUCUUACCUUUGGCAUCCAGAGGGAGCUGUGUGACCUCAUCCGGGUGUCCUUACUGAAUGCCCAGAGAGCCAGGUUCCUGUAUGCCUCUGGCUUUCUCACUGUAGCAGACCUUGCCAGAGCUAAUAUUGCGGAGGUGGAGGUGGUUCUGAAGAAUGCUCUGCCUUUCAAAAGUGCCCGAAAGGCAGUAGAUGAAGAAGAGGAGGCAGCCGAAGAACGUCGGAAUAUGAAAACCAUUUGGGUGACUGGCAGAAAAGGUUUAUCUGCAAGGGAAGCAGCAGCCUUAAUAGUGGAGGAAGCUAAAACAAUUCUGCAGCAGGACUUACUUGAAAUGGGAGUGCAGUGGGAUCCAAAUUUAUCCUUGAGUUCUAGCACAUAUUCACUGACCAGUAGUGAGUCAGAAGUAAAUGAAUGCACACUUCAAUCACAGACUAAGAGUUCUCAUAAAAGGAUGACAUCAAAGAACAGAAACAGAAUGAGAGCAAGUGAUUCUAAUGAUGAGCCAUUACCAGAUACAGCACAAGGCUUAGGUGAACACAAAGAGCAUGCAGAGUCCCUCUGUUUGUUCCAGGGGAAUCACCAGCACCAGCCACAUUUCAUUUGCAGAGCAAGAAAACGAACUUUGGGUAUAAACAAAGAAAAGCUUCGAAUGUCUGUGAAUGGAGGACAACAAAACACUAAGGAAGUUCUGCAAGCUUUCUCAUCGGAGAAAACAAGAAAAGCUGCUUUGAGUGCUAGUUCAGAGCAGACGAAUAUCAGUUUCCCAUCUUGGAAAGACAGAAAGUAUCGAAAAAAAUCAUGGGUCAGUAGCCCAGUGCAUGACUCCGGGGCUAAUCAUCAUAAAGAUGAUUUCCAGGGACACACUGUGUACAGAUCUACUCUAUGUGAAGAGCCACUUUCCUUAGACAAGCAGAAUAUAGAAUUUAGAAGUUCAGGGUUACUUACAAAAACUGUAUCUUUUUGUGCCAAGGAAAAAUACAACAAAACCUCAUUCCCUUUACAAAUGCAGCAGCCUUGCCUAAGGAAAAAAACAGGAAGUAAUGGUGCUGUAGAACAUUUCGUUUCAGGAUCUCAGAGUAAAAAUGUGACUGGUCAGUCUCCUGGCAUUGCUAGCAAUGGAAGAGGAUUGGCUGAUACUGAGACAGGAAAGAUAAAUAUGAUACUCAUAGAGAAUGGUACAGAAAGUCAGAAUGUUUCUGUGAAACACCAUGACACCCAUCCAGUUAGCCAGUGCCUGGAAAAUCAGUGUGACAAACAGACAAACACUUGCACCAAGCAGAAAACAUUAAUAGAGAGACAAGUGUCCUGUGAAGCAGUUAGUUACAUGGCCAGAGAUGCAAAUGAUGUUUCAACUAUCAACUGUGGAAGCAUAAAGCUUCAUAAAGAUGAGUCAAAUCACUGUCGGGCAUUGGGAAAUAAUACAGGCAAAAGUAAGGCACCUAGUGCAUUACUGCAGUUAGCUGCAGAACUCAGUCAAGCAGGUGGCCAGCAUGAGCAUCUUCUAAAUUCUUCUGGAAUACAGGAAAAAACAGAUGCUUAUGCAACAAAUAAAACUGAACAUUUUCAUGCUUCUAACCUAGCCCCCUGUGACUUUGGAGAUAGCUUCUAUCUGGAUACUCAGUCAGAGAAAAUAAUUGAACAGAUGGCAACUGAACAUGCCAAGCAAAGAACAAUGGUGGCAACAGAGAAGGACUCUGACACUGGGAACUCAGGGAGCUUAUUUCAGAACGAGUGUCACAGUACUCGAGAUGAUCAGCACUUCCAAAGAGCAGCUGACACAGACCGUUUGGACAGCAAGAGUGUGGAGACCACAAAACAGAACCCUGAAAAGGGCAUUGGUAGACUAACUCCAGAAAGCAUCAUUUUCCACUCUCCAACACCACAGGGGGAAAAUGGCCCUUGCUUUAGAGCGAAUGAGCAGUCUGUUACUGAUUCCCAGCUAAACAGUUUUCUUCAGGGUUUUGAAACACAAGAAAUGGUUAAACCAGUACAACCUCUGGCUCCUCCAGUGGGAACUCCUACUGGUUUGGAGGAAGAAAAUCUGCCUGAAACCAGUUUGAAUAUGAGUGACAGUAUACUAUUUGACAGUUUUGGUGAAGAUGGCUUAGUAAAAGGACAGUCACCUGAUGUACAGGCAAAGCAGCCCCUCUUUUCUGAAAUGACACUAAGCCAUCUCAGCAGUUCUCCGUGCCCACCAGAAGACCCAGUCGUGAAGGCAAAUGUGAACGAACAUCAGGGUAUUCAGCGACAGGUGGCUUGUUCCAGUGGUGAAUCUGCUAUAUUUUCAGAGGUGGAUUCUGCUCAGAUGAUUGAAGCCUUGGACAAUAUGUCCGCAUUUCAUAUCCAAGAGAAUUGUAACUCAGUAGCCCUUAAGACAUUAGAACUCAGUGAUUCUGCAAUGCUGGGUGAUGAGUGUCCUCAAGGAAAAGUGGUCAGAGGAGAUAAAAUUGAAAGGGCCCAAAUAUCCAAACUCACUGAGACAAAUCAAGAUAAUUCAUUCGCUUGGUCAGGAGCAUCAUUUGACUUAAGUCCAGAACUGCAAAGAAUUUUAGACAAAGGGUCUAGUCCUCUAGAAAAUGAAAGACCCAAAUUAACACAGGCAAGUUUAUCUUGUUUUGAAAGAAACGGCACAGAGUUAAAUGAGAGACAGGAAAUGAAUCCAAAUUUGGAGACCAUUCAAGUUCAGAGAACUUCACUUAUUCUCAGUAAUGAAGUUCAAAACAGGAAUGAGGGGGUAGGGAAUAACACCAGGCAUGGUGGGACCUUAUAUCCCUCAGCUUGUAAAGAAAGUGACACAGCUGAUGACAAUGGCCUCAUUCCUCCUACACCCAUUCUUGCUUCUGCGUCUAAGAUGCCAUUUCCAGAGAUUCUUGGAACAUCUGUAAACCAUCAGAAAGCUGACAGUGUUUUUCUGCCAGGUGAAAGAUGUUUAUUUGGCUCUCCUUCAGAUAGUCAAGAGCAUAGAGACAGCUCCAAAGACGAUGGUUCAGUUGGAGAUACUAGUUUUUCUCUGCAGUUCUCUCAGGAUGAACUGCAGCCAACUCCAGCCUCGUGCAUCUCCGAAAGCUUGGCCAUAAUUGAUGUAGCAAGUGACCACACUCUGUUUCAGACGUUUGUGAAGGAGUGGCAAUGCCAAAAGCGCUUUUCCAUCUCUCUGGCUUGUGAAAAGAUUAGAAGUCCAACAUCUUCCAAAACCACUACUAUAGGGGGAAGGUUGAAGCAAGUUAGCUCCCCUCAGGAGACCUCUGCUGAAGAAGAUGGCUUUCCUGUCCAUGGCUCUGAUGGUGUCGUGGUAGUUGGACUAGCAGUGUGCUGGGGUGGAAGGGAUGCCUAUUACUUGUCACUGCAGAAGGAACAAAAGCAUUCCGAAAUUAGUCCCAGUUUGGCCCCACCUCCUCUGGAUACAACAUUGACUGUGGAAGAGAGGAUGGAGCACCUUCAAUCCUGCUUGCAAAAGAAAUCUGACAAAGAGCGGACUGUGGUCACCUAUGACUUCAUCCAGAGCUAUAAAGUCCUCCUCCUGUCCUGUGGUGUCUCCCUGGAACCCAGUUAUGAAGAUCCCAAGGUGGCAUGCUGGCUUCUCGAUCCAGACUCUAAGGAGCCAACUCUCCAUAGCAUAGUGACCAGUUUCCUCCCCCAGGAGCUUCCACUGCUAGAAGGAAUAGAGACGGGCCAAGGGAUUCAGAGCCUGGGGCUAAAUGUGAACACUGAGCAUUCUGGGCGGUACAGAGCAUCUGUGGAAUCCAUUCUCAUCUUCAACUCCAUGAAUCAACUCAACUCUUUGUUGCAGAAGGAAAACCUUUACGAUAUUUUCUGUAAAGUAGAGAUGCCUUCCCAGUACUGUUUGGCCUUGCUAGAACUGAAUGGAAUUGGCUUUAGUACUGCAGAAUGCGAAAGUCAGAAGCAUAUCAUGCAAGCCAAGCUGGACGCCAUUGAGACUCAGGCCUAUCAGCUAGCUGGCCACAGCUUUUCCUUUACCAGUGCAGAUGACAUCGCACAGGUUUUAUUUUUGGAACUGAAACUACCACCAAAUGGAGAGAUGAAAAUUCAAGGCAGCAAAAAAACUUUGGGUUCUACCAGAAGAGGCAAUGAGAAUGGCCACAAACUAAGGCUGGGAAGACGGUUCAGCACUAGCAAGGAUGUUUUAAAUAAAUUAAAGGCCUUCCAUCCUUUACCAGGCCUGAUACUGGAAUGGAGAAGAAUCAGUAAUGCUAUUACCAAAGUGGUUUUCCCUCUGCAGCGGGAAAAGCGCAUGAACCCUUUUCUCAGAAUGGAAAGGCUCUACCCUGUGUCACAGUCACACACGGCUACAGGACGGAUAACCUUUACAGAACCUAAUAUCCAGAAUGUGCCAAGAGAUUUUGAGAUUAAAAUGCCAACACUAGUAAGGGAAAGCCCACCUUCUCAAGCUCCAGGCAAAAAUCUGCUUCCAAUGACCAGAGGACAAAAUAAGAAGUUUUAUGGCCUGCACCAUGGGGAUGGGACACUGAUGGAAGAGAAAGCCUCAGAUAGAGGGGUGCCAUUUUCAGUGAGCAUGCGCCAUGCCUUUGUACCUUUCCCAGGGGGUGUAAUUUUGGCUGCUGAUUACUCCCAGCUUGAAUUGAGGAUCCUGGCUCACCUGUCACGUGACUGUCGCCUCAUUCAAGUCUUAAACACUGGAACUGAUGUUUUCCGGAGCAUUGCUGCCGAGUGGAAGAUGAUCGAGCCUGACUCUGUUGGGGAGGAUCUGAGGCAACAAGCAAAGCAGAUUUGCUAUGGAAUCAUAUAUGGGAUGGGAGCUAAAUCCUUAGGAGAGCAGAUGGGCAUUAAAGAAAACGAUGCUGCUUGCUAUAUUGACUCUUUCAAGUCCAGAUAUACAGGAAUUAAUCAUUUCCUGAAGGACACAGUAAAGAACUGUAGAAGAGAUGGAUUUGUUCAAACCAUUUUGGGAAGGAGAAGAUAUUUGCCAGGAAUCAAAGACAACAAUCCUUAUCAUAAAGCUCAUGCUGAACGUCAAGCCAUCAACACAACAGUCCAAGGAUCGGCUGCUGAUAUAGUUAAAACAGCCACAGUUAACAUUCAGAAGCAAUUAGAGACCUUCCAUUCAGCCUUCAAAUCCCAUGGUCAUCGGGAAAGCAUGCUCCAGCAUGGCCGAACAGGAUUGUUGCCAAAGAAAAAACUGAAAGGGAUGUUUUGUCCAAUGAGAGGGGGCUUCUUUAUCCUUCAACUUCAUGAUGAGCUUUUAUAUGAAGUGGCAGAAGAGGAUGUCGUUCAGGUAGCUCAGAUUGUCAAGAAUGAAAUGGAAUGUGCUGUAAAACUUUCUGUGAAGCUGAAAGUGAAAGUGAAAAUGGGUGCCAGCUGGGGACAGCUGGAGGACUUUGAUGUGUGAUGAUGCAGGUAACCAGGUCCCCAGACCAGCCUGGUGAAGACAGUCACUUAAAAAGCAUAGACUGCCCUUCUACCUGCUUCAUGAACUCCAGCUCUCAAGUCGAGAUGCACUUAAAUGAGCAAUUCUGUAGCCAGUCUCUAUGUAAACCGAGGUCUAUUCCCUGUAGUGUCACAAGAUUUUGAGGGGAGACUUACUAGCUAUUCUCACCCUUAGAGUGUCUAUGAAUUUGCCUUUCCUAAUUUAUUGUACCUCUAAACAGUCUUGAGAAAUGCACUUAGCACUUUGGAUCCUCAUCUGUGUAAUGGAAGGACUAGAUCUGCUGCCUUGGGGCCUUUUUAUUCCUACCAAGGACUUUGGCACUCAUGAUGUACUUCCCCCAAGAGCCACAGGCAGUGUUGAGUUUCCAUACAUUAGAGUUAUGCAGUGUGUGGUCUUUAUCGUCCAAUAAAGACGUCUGAAGUAGAAUUUAAAUUGCAAAUAAAUCAGGAUUCUCUAAGCAGGAUGUAUGGAAGGAGUCCAGAAACAAAUUUUCACAAACUGUCACUUGUUCUUUUUUCCUCACAAUUCCCACAAUGAGCAUAUUAGAAAUACUCUUAAAAUGAGUCGCUCCCCAUAAGAAGUGUCCUGUCAGAUCACACAUUGGUUGUAGUUGAACCUAACACUGCCAGGCCAGGAAAAUACCCUUUGCCAGCCCCCUAGUGCCCCUGUCUGUGUUUGUGAUAUAGAAAGACUAGUCAGGCUCAAAACACUGACUUUUAUACUCCCAACUGAUAAUUUUUGCUGUUGAGAUAAAUUUAUGAGAACCUUAUAUCUGAUUUUUAAAAACAAUUUGGUCUAAGAGUAUCAGAAACCUCCUUUAUUUAGUUUUCUCAUUUAAGAAAUGUUUAUUAUACUCUUAGUUAUCAAAUUAUUUUAUGUGUGUGUUAAUCAUGACGGAGAGAGACACCUGCUUCAUCAGAUACAGUUGGUUAGAUGGAUGUGGAGGGGCAGGAGAUGCCUCAAACUUUGUCCCGACUCCUCUGCUUUUAAAGGAGAUAGGAUUAUAGGCAUGAAUUGCCACACACAUAAUCAACUGGGCAAAGAAGAAGCCUAUAGAAUGGGAGAGAAUCUUUGCUAUCUACACAUCUUACAGAGGAUUAAUACCCAGAAUAUAUGAAGAAAACUAAAAUAACCAAACAACCCAUUUUAAAAAAUGGACUUGUUAAUUGAACAAAGUUCUCAAAAGAAGAAAUAAAAAUAGCUAGGAAAUAUCUCAAAAGUGCUUAUCACUAGCAAUUAGAGAAAUGCAAAUCAAAAAAAGUUUGAAUGUUACCCUAAUUAGAAUGGCAAAGAUCAACAAAACAACUGACAACAAAUAUUGGAGAGGAUCUGGAGAAAAGGAAACCCUCAUUCACUGUUGGUGGGAUUGCAAACUGAUCCAGCCACUCUGAAAAUCAGUGUGGAAAACCUCCAAAAGCUAAAACUAAAUCUGCCACAUGCUCCAGCUAUUCCACUCCUUGCCCAAAGGACUUAGCAUCUUACUACACAGACAUUUGUUCAGUUGUGUUCAUUACUGCUCUGUUCACAAUAGUUAGGAAAUGGAAACAACCUAAAUGUCCUUCAACUGAUGACUGGACAAUGCAGAUGUGGUACAUAUGUACUGUGGAAUACUAUGCAGCCGUAAAUAAAAAAACGCCAUUUGCAGUUGAA